ACUUUAAAUUUGGAGUGCAGAAGUAGCAGUUGCGCACUGGGGGCGUCCAUCAUGCUCACUCUGCUCCACGGUUGUGGUAGAAGUCUGCUGAGCGCCAGAACACACCAGAACUUCCGCAAAAGUUACUACUCCGCACAGAUGGCAAAGCGCGUGGCGGUGGUGCUGGCGGGCUGCGGGGUUUAUGACGGCAGCGAAAUCCACGAGGCCUCCGCCGUUUUGGUGCAUCUGAGCAGAGGAGGAGCUACUGUUCAGAUGUUUGCUCCCAACAUCGAGCAGAUGCAUGUUGUGAACCACCUGAAAGGUGAGCCUGCCGAGGAGAAAAGAAACGUGCUCGUGGAGAGUGCGAGGCUCGCCCGUGGAAACAUCCAGGAUCUGUCUAAGCUGAGCGUCAAAGACCACGAUGCGGUUAUUUUUCCAGGUGGUUUUGGAGCAGCAAAGAACCUCUGCACGUGGGCGAUGCAGGGGAAGGACUGCUCCGUUAACGGCGAGGUGAAGGCGGCUCUGCAGGCGUUCCACGGAGAGGGCAAACCCAUCGGCCUCUGCUGCAUCUCACCUGUCCUGGCUGCCAAAGUGUUUCCUGGGUGUGAGGUCACUGUUGGCAUUGAAAAGGACGAGAGGUAUCCGGACACCAGUGACACUGCAGCAGCCAUCAACCAGCUGGGCUGCAAACACGUCAGCAAGAGCGUGACGGAGAGCCACGUGGACGGGAAGAACAAGCUGGUCACCACUUGCGCCUUCAUGUGCAACGCUCCCAUCCACGAGAUUUUUGACGGAAUCGGGUCGAUGGUUCAGGGUAUCCUGAAACUCGCCUGAUUUAUUUCAGUUUGAAUGACUACAGAAAAUGGAGGGAAGUUGUAAAAAUAGCUUUUGAAAUUAUUAUGAUCUGACAAAUAGAAGCUUUGUGUUUUCCUUUAUAUUCAGAUUUAAAUGUGAACCAGAUUUCCUUAAAUUUACACCAGUAACUUUCUAAAUAAAAACAGACAUGAGCUUUUCCUUAGCAGAGUUUAUUGCACAUAAAAUAAACAAGUACAUCAAAAGU
Molecule: messenger RNA, 1039 nt
Organism: Oryzias latipes (Japanese medaka)
Lineage: Eukaryota; Metazoa; Chordata; Actinopteri; Beloniformes; Adrianichthyidae
Product: glutamine amidotransferase-like class 1 domain-containing protein 3, mitochondrial
Source: RefSeq, a predicted model, not a curated record